This is a messenger RNA of Varroa destructor (honeybee mite), 4308 nucleotides long. RefSeq lists its product as uncharacterized. The record is from RefSeq and is a predicted model, not a curated record. Lineage: Eukaryota; Metazoa; Arthropoda; Arachnida; Mesostigmata; Varroidae.
CUUAGUAGCAGGGAAGACCGAGACAACCGGCAAGAUGUAUCGUCGAGAAAUAGUUAGGGAUGGGGGAUUUGGCGCUCUUCAAAACCGGCGAGAGGCCCUAGCCGCACGAAGAGACAAUCUUCGAGAUAAAGUUCUCUCAAAUCUUCGAAAUAUUCCUGAAGUGUCGUCUGACAAGAAAGUUAUGGAACCUCAUUCUUACCAGAAAGUCGUUUUACCGAAGCCCAGAGAAACCCCUGAUCAACGCAAGGCUCGGCUGGACCGUUACCGUAAUCUGAAGAAGGCUUGGGCCGCCGAACAGAGGGCGGAAGGGCUGAAGACGCCGGCGUUCAAGGUUGGCAUCGCAAGGCCAACUCCCCUUAAAGAAAACAAGUCGGUUAUUGGAGGGCUUUCCAGAAGAAUGCUUGAUUUCGACGUUUAUGAUGGUGUGGAUUCAUCGGCUUGCCCCGCUAUAAAAAAAAAGACUCCAUCUAUACGUACGACAUUGGCAACCCGAUUUAAUCUAACUGUCCAGAAGAAUCCAAUGGAUCCUCGAUUUGGGCAAACCAAGAUGAGAGCUGUGCAGAUACUGCUCGAACUUCUUGAGCUUCCUUUAGUCACGAUGAACAACAAUUUACAGAUGAAUAGCAAUAAGAAGAAGAUGCCAAGUAAAACUGUAAGUAAUGCUCCAUCGGGCCGAACGCUCUCCAAAAUGGCUACGCCAGCAUCGACAACGGCAGGAGCACCUUUGACAAAGACACAAUCCAAUCCAUUGACUGCUGCGUCAAGGGCAACUACAACCACUUCAUUGAUGUUUACUAGUAAAACUCCGACUGGUGUUCAAGCUAUUCAAAAACCGAUGAUUCCUCGAGAGACCCCGCUGUCAGUUCCCAGUAAAAGUGAUCCCGGAAAAUUAACAUCAACCGAUGUCUCCACUGGCGACCAGCCUAAAACGCCGCCUUCAACAAUAAGGAGGACUCCAAAAUCUAUAUCUCGUCUAGGAACGACACCUUGGCGAACAGUUGUGCGAGUCGGGUCGACACGCACCACACCUCGAUCGUCUCCUACCGAGGAACGUUCCAUCUCGUUCGAGCCAUCAUCGACAUCGAUUCCGCCAAAAACGACACCUUCUGGAGCGCUAAAAGCACAGCAUACUGCUUCUGGAAGGACCACUCCGCUAUCGGCACGGUCAAAAAUCAGCCAAGAAAUACCCAGGACUCCUGUACCUGCUUCCACUCAAACAAAACACAAACAGGAGAUGACAGAGAAUACAGUAAACAUUUCCCCUGAGGGCCAACAAGCAGAGUCUAAUAUAUCUCGAAGUAAAUCGUUUCGGUCAAGAAAUGUUGCUGCAGCUAUCAAAAAAACCAGAACUGUCAAACGGCUUUUCGUGGCAUCGGGUCUAAAAACUGGACGAGGGAAUGCUGCUACAUCGGCAUUGAAAACCAACCCAAAACCCAUCAGAGGGAGCUCUGUAGCUGUCACCAUGGCUCUUAGAUCUAGAGCUAAUUUGAAGUGGACCAGUACAGCUUACAACAAAACCCGAAAACAAAGACCUACGAAGCUUAAGGAAGGUCAAAGACCUACCGAAGACGAAAUAGCAAAAAAAUGGGCAGAAUUCCUUGCAUGUGUAAAAGCGCACAAAGAAUCGUCAUGAGAAACGGAAAGACGGAACUUCAGGAAAUGAAACUCGAAAUCUGACUCUUAUCGUCGACUGCCGAUCCCACAAUAUUAUACUAUAUAGCAGCGCUUUAUUGAUCCGUUGUUUGUGUUGUUGUAUUUAAUAACCAUGUGACAGCACACUGAAGGAACAUGAUUAGAAAUAAAACAACUUUCAAAUCCUAUACAUUUUGUAGAUAAAUCAGGCAUGUUCGUGUGUGACCUAGGCCAUUGGUACGGACUAAUUAACGCGCCAUUAUCUAAAAAUUCCGAAAGCCGUGUAAGCCACUAAUACGAAUCGUUUUUAAUACCUAUCACUAUGUUUCUAUGUAUUUUUAUACGGCUAUAAGUUUUUAAGUGCCAUACGUAUUGAACCUAUAUAUGCAAUAAAUUAUCAGUUAUGAUGAUGGAGCUACUAACCGAUACGCUUUUAGUGCGGUAGUUAUAUAAGAACAACUGAUUGUUGUGAAAUACAUAAUAAUUUGAUUAAUUUUCGACUUUGCCAUAGAACAGAUCUAUGUUGCUUUAAGACUUGUUUUUAUCUUUGUACUAAUAAAACUCAAAGGCUCAAAAGAAGUUUUGGACGGAAAUUUACUAUAAUGCUGCGAUUAAGUAUCUGUGCUUAUCCAUGUUCAAUAUAUAUAAUAUCCAAACUAAUGUCGUCGUACUCCUGUGAGUUCAAGCCUGUCUAUUUUACGAAAUCAAUUAAAAAUGAGGGUUAGUUUUCUAAUGCUUAACACAUGUCAUAUUCGGAAAGAAAUGCUUCUUCAUGCCAUAACAACAUUGAGAAUUGCCUCGCCAAGAUGAUUUUUACGCAAUUUUUUGUAUGUAAGUCCUUUAGAACGAUGAUCAACCGUUGCACGAUUUUUUUUUACCAGGUUUCGAUGGAAAGGCUAAUAUAGCUACGCGAAGAUUUAGUAAUAUCCCAAAGUUAUGCGGACGAUCCGAGAUUUAGAUGGAUCCUGGAGCAAAAUGUAUUAUUAUUAAUAGUAUUAUCAAUAUGUUGUAAAAAGAUGUGCACGUAGGUGACACGUAUUUCUAUAUUGAAAAUACAGUUCAUAAUUUUGCGUAGGAACGAUUUAAACGUUUGAAUACGAAAUAUUUUUGUUUAGUCUAUUUUAAAAGGACAUGACUGGAAUUUAGAACGCGUAUUCUUUAUAUGCCCUAUAAAUAAUAAGAAAGCACAGCUUCUUAUAUGUAUAUAUGUCACAGAAAUUGGUUUUCUUUUUACUCAUAUCUCUAGAGAGUUGAUAGGUCAACAAGAUUCACUGUUAAUUCAUUUAGGUAAACAAGCACAGUAUAGUAAAUGCAAUUUUCAGGGUGAACAAAGAAAUCGCUUUUCUUUCUUUCAGUAGUGUAUUUUGGAACUCAGCUUUCCUAUAACCCUAAUGUACUCAAAUAUAUUUGUGUGCUGCUUACAUAUUUACAGUCAUGAAGCUGGAGCGUUUACUAAAGCAAAAUUUGUGAUAUACGGUAGGUCAUUCUCAGAUCCUCAUUUGAGUGAAGUUUAUGCCCCAUAGCGAUCUGGUUUGUCACGUGUAACUUUCUAUAAAAGUCAUUAAGAACAACUUAGCUCCCGAGACCUGGCAAAACCUGACGAUCCGAUCCUUUCAAAUACAAUUUGAGACAGAUGACAUUAAGUCUCUAGAUGUGUUUGUGUCUGAGGCUUAGGUUACCUUGAUUUCUGUGGUGGCAAUAUACACACUCUCCUCAAGGUUUUUUCCUCCUGAGGUUGUCCCUCGAAUAUUAUUUAAUCCAGUUUUAUUAUCGUUGGUAUAUUGUUUGGGGUACAUACAAUUUUACGCUUAAAUUUUUCACCCAUAUCUGAUAUUACACCUUUUCUUCUCUAAAUCAAUAUUAUCAUAUAAUCUUAAAAGCCAUCGAUUUGAAUGGAUGAAAUCCUCAACUGUAGGAACUGCAUUUAAACAGAUAAUACCAUUUGGUCCUGUAUACACGUGGCUGCAUGGAGCAUAAAAGAACAUGUUGAAUCAAAAAUAAAUAACUGUGAGAGCACUAUGUUAUUGACAUAGUAAAAAAAAUCCUAAUUCCAUCAGAACGUAGUAAUAAAAGAGAGCUCUGGACUAUAUCAAGACCUAAAAAUUAGGUCUUGUUCUUGGUUUCAUUACACACAAAGAAUCUACCGAUACAGAGCAUGUGGCGUCCAGAAUUAUUUUUCAAAUAGUAUUGCAGCUGCUGAGCUUUUGCUUUAAACUUCAAUCGAAGCGAAGGUUUAGCCAGAGUGUCUUAGAGGACACAAAAUUGUUUAGGGUAGACAAAACUUUUUCACAAAUUUCAGUAAAGUCUCCGCUCUAAUAUCACGUUUACAAAGAUAAAAUAAGGUAUAAUGUUUGUAUACUUCCUGCGACCUUAUCUCAAUGUCAUUUAUCCUUAGUUUAGAAAAAGUGCCGUUAGAUUGACAAGAUUUCGGGCCGUAUCUAUUAGCUUCUCCCAAUAGAAGCCAAACACCGUAGGUCAAGGAAAUCACCUGUUUCCACCAACCUUUGCGGCCUAUUGACUUCGUCGGAUACGUAUGGAUUGCGCAUUAAGAAAUAGUACCCGGCAAAUUUCAGUUUAACCUGAAUCUGUGAAGGCCACAUAUUCUUUGCAUCCACGCGCAUGCCUACGAGCUGACGCUAUUAUACAGGCAGGCUUUCGAGAUAAAUUACCUAUAGG